Messenger RNA from Cokeromyces recurvatus, 1188 nucleotides. RefSeq lists its product as uncharacterized. The record is from RefSeq and is a predicted model, not a curated record. The coding region runs from base 188 to 1075 and encodes 295 amino acids. The transcript has 4 exons. NCBI's taxonomy places the organism in Eukaryota, Fungi, Mucoromycota, Mucoromycetes, Mucorales, Mucoraceae.
GGAAGAAGAGGGGAAGAAGAGGGGAGGCAACGGAAGUUAAAUUAUUUCAGGGAUAUAUUGUACCCGAUAAGAUAAUGCUUUUACAAUCCUCACUUUUCCGAUGCAAGUUUUCAUAUAUAUAAGUUCGUGUUAUAUUCUCGGAUAAGCUUGUCUGCUUUCUUCUUUUUUUUUAUUUUAUAUGUAAAUCAUGCUCUUCACGAAUAAUAAUAUUUCUUCGACUACAAAUAAUUUAAUAUUAGACCAUCUCUUUUAUCAAUCAAUUCAAUCAAGAAUUCAAAAGGCUCUUUCUUAUGAAGAAGAAGAAGAAGAAAAUUAUCAGGCCGAAACAGACAAUAAUAACGUUAUUGAAUCAGUUGUAGAAGGCAUACUUUCAUCCCGAAAUAAUAAAAAAUUAAUAAGAGACAAUAAAGAAGAUGCUAAAUUUGAACAAAGAUUAAAUCUUUAUAAAUUAACAAGCCUGGCCAUAGAUCGUCGUAGCAGUGGUACUAUUCAUCACGUGACAAUUCCCAAUCCUAUUCAUAUUAAUCGACAUAAUAAUAAAAGAUACAACAGAAAUGAAUUAUUGUUUUCAAAGCCUUUCAGUCCACGCUGUUGUCGCCGUCAUCGUCGUCCAAAUUGUUGUUCAUCUUUAACCUUAAGUCAACAACCAGGUUUAGCAGAAGCAAUACCAGCAUUUUUGAAGACAAGUGCUAAUAUGCUGAGAUCUGCACUCGAAAAUCAUCAAGGUGUGGCAAAGCCCUUGAUGGUAGCUGGUCAACAAGUGAUGGGAGGAGGGAUGCCUCCACGUUGGUAUGACCUCUUUCUAGACUUUUUAACUCAAGCUGCUAUCCAGAGUUAUAUGUGUGAUGGUAAAACAGGACUUGAGACUAUUUAUGACAUAUUUUCAUAUGGCUAUGUAGAAGAUGAGGAUGAAGAAGAUGAAGAAGUGAGUGAAGAAGAAGAUGAAGAGGACGAUGAUAACUGGAAUGUUAAAGCAGCAGAUCAUCAUUUAUUAUUUCCAAAAACGAGAACAAUGUUUUUAUUCAAGCUACAAGUACGUGAAAGAGAAAAAGAGAAAUACACUUUAAAGAAUUAGAAAAACUUUAUCCAUUAGUUUAUUUUGAAAGAAAUCUAUGUAAUUUUAUCCAAAUGAUACUAGAGCAUAUGGAAUUGCCUGCGUUAGAUAAGUGCGAUAGUUUGAGUCCAGUU